AAGCCCAGGGAAACUGAGCACCUCCUAUCUCAAUAUUGUGUCCUAAAACCCUGAUGGCGAACUUCAAGGGCCACGCUCUCCCAGGGAGUUUCUUCUUGAUAGUUGGACUAUGGUGGUCUGUGAAGUACCCACUGAAGUACUUUCACCAAAAGGGGAAGAAGAGCCGACUGAAUCAUCAUCAUCAGCGUCUCGAGAUCAUUGAAGCUGCAAUCAGGACUUUGUUUUCAGUCAUUGGGAUCCUGGCAGAGCAGUUUGUUCCAGAUGGACCCCAUCUGCACCUCUACCAUGAAAACCACUGGAUGAAGUUAAUGAAUUGGCAGCACAGCACCAUGUACCUGUUCUUCGCUGUCUCAGGAAUCGUUGAUAUGCUCACCUAUCUGGUCACCCACAUUCCUUUGGGGAUAGACAGACUGGUUAUGGCUGUGUCGAUAUUCACUGAAGGUUUUCUCUUCUACUACCACGUUCAUAACCGACCGCCACUGGACCAGCACAUCCACUCUCUCCUGCUGUUUGCUCUGUUUGGAGGGAGUGCCAGUGUCUCCCUAGAGGUGAUCUUCCGGGACAAUAUUGUGCUGGAACUUUUCCGAACCAGUCUCGCCAUUCUUCAAGGAACCUGGUUCUGGCAGAUUGGGUUUGUGCUGUUUCCACCUUUUGGAACCCCUGAAUGGGACCAGAAAGAUGAGGCAAACAUCAUGUUCAUCACCAUGUGCUUCUGCUGGCACUACUUGGUUGCCAUCUGCAUUGUGGCCACCAACUACGCUCUUGUCUACUGCCUUUUGAGUCGGUUGAAGACACAUGGAGGAGGAGAAAUCAUUGGGAUUCAGAAGCUGAAGUCGGAUGACACUUACCAGACUGCCCUGUUGAGUGGCUCAGAUGAGGAAUGAGGUCAGGCCAUGGAGAGGGCAGAGAAGCCCCUUCCUGUGGAGCCUGAAAAGCUGGAGCAAACGUAGCAUAUCCCCUCCAUUGUUGUGCUUGCUUUGGUCUGCUCUUAAGGUUCUAUACAUUUGUACCUCCUCAUUUAAUACAAGGUUGGAGGUUCUAAAUCAGGAACCUCCACCAAAGUUGGUGUUCUGUGUAUCUUGCUAUAUGGAUAUCUGAACAUAACAAUUUAAAGUCUGUGCUGGUGUAGUAUCCUUCACAGAGAAAAAUGAAGUAAUACCUGUAAGCAGCAACCAUUUGUCACAGUGUAAAGAGAAAUUAAGCCUGUGAAAAGCAGGUACUUUAUUACCAGAAAGAUAUCAGAAUGUAAGUGAAUGAUGCCUUUAUUUUUGAGAAAACAAUUCUAACAUAUAUACUUUUUAAAAGUAAAAUAAUCUGCAAGCUUUUGUAUUUUAAAUAUUACUUGUUAAAACAUUUCCUAACUAAUCACACGAGAGUACUGCAAUACUGUGUCGAUAAGUGACAAAAUUAGACCAAAGGUGGUUUUUUGGUUUGUUUUUUUUUAAUCAGGAAGCUAGUGAUCCAGGUGAGAGUUGAAACUCAGAUGUUCUGACUCCUCAGAGUUACCCUAACAGAUGAUCUGAGAAGAAAUCUGUAUAAUGAGGUUGAGAGAAAAAUGUCUGGUUAUGGGAAAGCCUUGAAUUGUAACGUAGCUGACAGCAAAGGAUACAAAUCUUACAAAGAAUAUGAACUCUGAAUUAGUAAUAUAAAAUCCUGAUACUCUAGUCUUGGUUCUGGAACUGUUGGGUUUUUUUGUUUGUUUUUUAACUUCCUUCAACAAAUAUCUCUUAAACACUAUGCACCAACACUGAAAUGGUUGUAAGGAUUAAUGAGAUUGUGUUUCCAGCAAGGAGUUUACAGUCCUAUGGGAGAGACAUGCAGACAGUUGUAUACAAUGUGAUGGGCACUGUGGGAGGUGAGACAGAAAGGGGACUGGAGAAAUGGGAAGCUUGCCCGUUCCAAAUGUGCCAAAAA
Molecule: messenger RNA, 1914 nt
Organism: Galeopterus variegatus (Sunda flying lemur)
Lineage: Eukaryota; Metazoa; Chordata; Mammalia; Dermoptera; Cynocephalidae
Gene: TMEM45B
Product: transmembrane protein 45B
Exons: 6
Coding region: 54-884 (276 amino acids)
Source: RefSeq, a predicted model, not a curated record